Messenger RNA from Panthera uncia (snow leopard), 540 nucleotides. It is a transcript of the gene BLOC1S1, whose product is annotated as biogenesis of lysosomal organelles complex 1 subunit 1. The transcript has 4 exons. Gene Ontology annotation, biological process: endosomal transport. Gene Ontology annotation, cellular component: BLOC-1 complex. The record is from RefSeq and is a predicted model, not a curated record. The coding region runs from base 73 to 450 and encodes 125 amino acids. NCBI's taxonomy places the organism in Eukaryota, Metazoa, Chordata, Mammalia, Carnivora, Felidae.
AGCCGAAGCACCAGUUCCAGUUCCCGCAGUCGGAGAGGGCCGGGCGCGCCCAGCCCCCAGCGCGCCGCGAUCAUGCUGUCUCGCCUGCUGAAAGAACACCAAGCCAAGCAGAACGAACGCAAGGAGCUGCAGGAGAAGAGGAGGCGAGAGGCUAUCACUGCAGCGACCUGCCUGACAGAAGCUUUGGUGGAUCACCUCAAUGUGGGUGUGGCCCAGGCCUACAUGAACCAGAGAAAGCUGGAUCAUGAGGUGAAGACCCUACAGGUCCAGGCUGCCCAGUUUGCCAAGCAAACAGGCCAGUGGAUCGGGAUGGUGGAGAACUUCAAUCAGGCACUCAAGGAAAUCGGGGAUGUGGAGAACUGGGCUCGGAGCAUCGAGCUGGACAUGCGAACCAUUGCCACCGCACUGGAAUACGUGUACAAAGGGCAGCUGCAGUCUGCCCCCUCCUAGCCCCUCUUCCCUUUCCUCUGCCCCGCCCCUCCUAUCUCCCCUGGGGCGGGGGGGGGGGGGCAGGAGACAAGAAUAAAACACAAGCCUCCA